Arachis stenosperma is the source of this 1227-nucleotide messenger RNA. RefSeq lists its product as uncharacterized. The record is from RefSeq and is a predicted model, not a curated record. The transcript has a single exon. Lineage: Eukaryota; Viridiplantae; Streptophyta; Magnoliopsida; Fabales; Fabaceae. The coding region runs from base 1 to 1227 and encodes 408 amino acids.
AUGAGUUUGUCAGACUUGAAGAACAGCAUCUUGGAGAAGCUUGGCGUGUUGGGUUGCAAGUGGGUGAAGAAACUAUUCUACAAGAUUUCCAUGGCGGUUGUCUCGACCGGUGUUCAGUAUGAAACCUUUGCGGUUAAGGCUGAUGAAGAUAUUAGGGUUCUGUUCUACUGUGUAAGGAGUUUUCCGGAGAUCAGAAUCCAUGAGUUGUUCGCGAAGUUGGAGGUUGGUGUCGAUAGUUCUGGGGCAUCCGCUCCAGUUCCUUGCCCAGCUUCCGCGGGUGGUGCAUCUAGUUCGAUGCCUGCGGUCAGACCGUAUCUUCCGCCGGUUCAAUCACCUUCUUUUGCGGCUGAUUUAGACCAAACGGAGGUUGUUGGUUCUGUCCCUUUGGAGCAUGCAGCAGUCAUUGAGCCUCCCAACGUUGUGGGCACCGGUGGUGGCCUCGUGCCUUAUAUCGAAGAAUUUGGUGGACCUGAUCAAGUAGAGAAUGCAAUGCGUGACGAUGAGUCUGACCAGGAGCCUGUUCAUAUCGAUGGUGGCAGCGACGAAAACACAGGCUGCGAUCCACAUGCGCAGCAUCGGCCUUCAAGUUCUGGUUCUCAUCAAUACCCUCCACACUUCUCCACACUAAACUUGGAAGCUCUUGGUCAACAGGAAGACAGUGGUAACAGAGUGGGUACAUCUUCUACAGAAUUUGAGAUUGGGCAAUCAUUCCAGAGUAAAGAUGAAGCUGUGCUCAGUGUGAAGGACUAUAGCAUCCGGCGAGGUGUUGAGUACAGAGUCAUCGAAUCGGAUCACUUGAAGUAUCAUGGAAAAUGCAAGGAAUUCGGCAAGGGUUGUACUUGGUUGAUUCGUGUAGCGCUUCGUGCACGAAAGGGAACUUGGGAGGUUAGGAGGUACAACGGGCCACACACGUGCCUCGCAACUUCUAUUUCAAGUGAUCACCGUCAGCUGGAUUAUAACGUUAUAUGUGCGAGGAUUCUUCCUAUGGUUAGGGCGGAUGCUGCGGUUACGGUAAAGGUACUUCAACAAGCGACAGAAGCUGAUUACGGAUUCAGGCCUAGUUACAGGAAGGUGUGGAUGGCUAAGCAGAAGGCAGUGGCACAAAUAUAUGGAGAUUGGGAAGAGUCUUACGCGGAGUUACCCCGUUGGAUGCUAGGGAUCCAGGUGACAAUGCCGGGAACAAUCACGGUGCUGAAGACGUCUCCUGUUCAUAAACGUGCACUCUAG